Messenger RNA from Sinocyclocheilus anshuiensis, 1975 nucleotides. Its product is annotated as protein NLRC3-like. Lineage: Eukaryota; Metazoa; Chordata; Actinopteri; Cypriniformes; Cyprinidae. Gene Ontology annotation, molecular function: protein binding. Bases 84 to 1229 code for a protein of 381 amino acids. The record is from RefSeq and is a predicted model, not a curated record. The transcript has 3 exons.
AAUACUUCAGGAAGAGAAUCAGUGAUCAGAGUCUGUCCAAUACAAUCAUCUCACACCUGAAGUCAUCAAGGAGCCUCUACGUCAUGUGCCACAUCCCAGUGUUCUGCUGGAUCUCAGCCGCUGUUCUGGAGAAGAUGUUGAGUCGAGCAGAGAGUGGAGAGAUUCCCAAGACUCUCACUCAAAUGUACACACACUUCCUGAUCCUUCAGACCAACAUCACACAUGAGAAGCACUAUGAGAAGAAGGUGACAGAUGAAGACAUGAUUGUCAAACUGGGGAAACUGGCUUUUCAGCAACUUGUGAAAGGCAACCUGAUCUUUUAUGAGGAAGACCUGCGAGAGUGUGGCAUUGAUGUGAGAGAAGCAGCAGUGUACUCAGGAGUGUGCACUCAGAUCUUCAGAGAGGAGUUUGGCUUGUUUCAGGGGAAAGUCUUCUGCUUUGUUCAUCUGAGCAUCCAGGAACAUCUAGCAGCUCUAUAUGUGCACCUCUCCUUUACAAAGAACUACAUAAAUGUGUUCGACCAAACUGAACAAAGUGUGUUUUCUAAGAUUUUAAACCAGAAGAAAUAUGUUUCAUUAUCUGAGCUGCAUAAGAGAGCUGUAGAUGUAGCUUUACGAAGUAAAAAUGGACAUUUGGACCUUUUCUUGCGUUUUCUUCUGGGUCUUUCAUUGGAGUCCAAUCAGACUCUCUUACGAGAACUAAUGACACAGACAGGAAGCUGCAACUACAACAAAGAGGAAACAGUUGAGUUCAUCAAACAGAAGAUCAGGGAGAAUCACUCUUCAGAGAGAUCCAUCAAUCUCUUCCACUGUCUGAAUGAACUGGGUGAUGAUUCACUGAUGCAGGAGAUCCAAGAUUAUCUGAGAUCUGGAGAAAUAAGAGAAACCAAACUCUCCUCUUCACAGUGGUCAGCUCUGGUUUAUGUGUUGCUGACAUCAGAGCAGAAGAUGGAUGAGUUUAAUCUAAAACAGUUUGUUGGAGCCCAAAAUACAGCAGAUGAAGUUCUUCAGAAGCUGCUGCCUGUGAUUAAAGAAUCCAGAUCAGUUCAGUUGAGUAAUUGUGGAGUCACAGAUGAAGGUUGUGCUGCUCUGGCUUCAGCUCUGAGAUCAAACCCCUCACACCUGAGAGAACUGUAUCUGUCUGGGAAUAAACUAGGAAAAUCAGGAGUGAAGUUACUCUCUGAUCUGAAAGAUGAUCCACAUUAUAAACUGGAGACAAUAUACUAUUGACUCUCAGUAUUUAGACGUCACUCCAGUUCUCUCAGGAUCAGCUGACGGUGAAUAAGAGCCGCUACAGAGACGUCACAGUCACACAAUCAGCAGAGACUGAAGACACAGAGACACACAGCAUCACACUGUCAUGUGUGUCGUCUUUCACUGUCUUGUUUUAUAGGUAAUGACCAUGUAAUUGAGUGCAGAAUCAAUUUGGAUUCACUAGAUAUUGUCUAGAUCAGGGGUGUCAAACAUACGGCCCACAAAGAUGUCCAAUCUGAGCCCCGGAUGACUUGAACAAUAACAUAAAAUAAUAAAAAACUAAAUAAAGUGAAAAUUAUAUAAAGUGUAUUUGUGUUAUGAACUGCUCCAAGACUUGGGUUGAAGAUCCACACGCAGCUUUAAUAAGAGUAAUCCACAAUCAUAAUCUAAAUACCAGGCAAAGGGUCAAACAAUACAAACGACAGAGUCCCAAACACAGGCAAACAGGGAAAUCCAGGAAACCAGGCACAAGAUCAAAACCAUAACACAUGUAACCAGAGAGAGAGCUCAGAAAUACAGUGUAACACAAACAAGACUUCACAAGAGAGAGUGAAAACACAGGGCUUAUAUUAGCAUUUAAGGAGAAAUGGAAAGAAAGGUAUUUGAUCUGUGAGGUCAACUCAGACCGGUAUGUUUAAUCACCUGUGGUUGUGGCAAAAGUUUCAAUAUAAACGGCUCUAUGAGACGCACUGGUCACUUAGGAUGAGAAAAGUAGUUAGCUA